Molecule: messenger RNA, 5595 nt
Organism: Moesziomyces antarcticus
Lineage: Eukaryota; Fungi; Basidiomycota; Ustilaginomycetes; Ustilaginales; Ustilaginaceae
Exons: 1
Coding region: 1-5595 (1864 amino acids)
Biological process (GO): intracellular signal transduction; protein phosphorylation
Molecular function (GO): protein serine/threonine kinase activity; ATP binding
Source: RefSeq, a predicted model, not a curated record
AUGCCAGUGCACUCCUCUAGCAGCGACGCCCCCAACUGGCGACGCGGCGGUCACAAGAGCUCGCUCUCACCGCCCUACCCAGCACCAGCCCCAGUCCCAGUCCAUCGCGAACACCUCGCGCAUCGCAAGGACAAGGACCGCGCCCAAGACAACUGGAGGGCGCACGCCCAGCCCAUCACCGCCUCCACAAAGCCGCACCAUGACACUGCGGCUCGCUCACAGCCCAUGUCCAUCUCACCCUCCAACGGCAAGCGAGACGCAGCUUCCUCCAGUAGCUCCAAACCUUCUUUGCUCUCCACCAGCCGCAAACGCGACAAGGCCAACAUGCUCGAUGCCGACUGGAUCCCCGGUCAGCAUCCCCAUCCCCAACCCAGCGCUCCACACGCCAUCAAGCCAAGCAGCAUGGGCAACGGCAUCAUCGGUCGCUCGCCUGAGUUUGGCACCUCGCCUACCAACCCCAAGACCAACGGCUUUGCUGCCAUGCGCCACCACUGGCCCCUCUCUUCGUCACUGGAAAAGUCACAAUCAACAGGGCCAGCCGCCCACCUCCAUCCCCUCCGCAUCGAGCACAACGAAGGCUCGCGCUUCUUCCCCACCUCUUCCACCCCACAUCGUCCUGCUCACCAUACACAAAACCCUCAGCACCUCUUCCAAGCCACAAGCAGGCUGGCAGACGCCGACCCCAACGACAACUGGAUGCUGACACCCACCAGCUCGCUUCCCAGCAUCCCCAGCACACCCAACCGGCCGCGUGAAGCCAGCACGGAAAGGUCGCUCGCCGCUUCCAACCAACCCGCCGAAGUUGCCAAGGCAUCGAAUCUGCGCACCCCUCUGUUCACCAAGGUUCCGGUAGAACAGCUUCAGGCUUCCUCCAGCGAUCUCGCUCGCACCCCAAGUCCUAGCCACGGCCACGGAUUCGGACGCCACGAAACUGGCUUCACCGGCACCUCGCUCUUCAAUCGAGGUCCGAGCGUCAACGUCCAGUCGUCCCCCAAGCGUUCGCCCCUCGUGCUGGCCAACAUCCCCCUUCGGCAGGGAGCCGGCAACGGCGCGACUAAUCCAGCCCUGCUGAGCCCGACCACCUCACCCAAGCUCACGCAUCGCACGUUGUCGCCCAUGACAAGACACCCUCCCGUCAUCGCUGAAGCUCACUCGAACGGCGACCGAAUGGUCAGCAGCAUCGCCUCCAUGCUCGGCAGUCCGGCGGCUCAGGGCCGGCCUGGCCCGGCGUCCCGUCGCGAAUCGUUCACCUCGACGGCCUCGGCCGGCGCCGGACACACCAUGUCCCACUCAAGGCGCAGCUCCGCUGUGCUCUCCCCUCACUCGCCUACCGUUCAGAACCGCAUCGGUGUCUACCGCCCGCCUCAUCUCCGCAACCGUGGCAGCGUAUCCGGCUUAAAGCCCAGCGUGGCGCACUAUGACCGCGUACGUACACCGAGCCUGCGUGGUCUGUCUCGAUCCAGGGAGUCCUCCAUCUCGCUCAGUCGGCCAAGCAGCCGACCACCCUCGACCGUACCUUUCUACCAUACGGACAGCAUUCCAGAGGACGGUCCUGUAGCAGAAGAUGCCGCAAGGGCUCCGCUCCGGGGCCGUCAGAGCACCAUGUCCAUCCAUCUACCCGGCUUGAUCGCCGACCAGCAGCAGCGCAACGCUGCUGCAGCGGCAGCGGCGGCUUCGGCUUCGGACUCGGACGACGGCCAUACCGCCUCGUUUGUGCCCAACACCACCUCUCUCUUGGAGCAGCCUCUCGAUAGUGCCUCCCUCCUCGCCAAGCUCAGGGCUCAGCUGGUCCGCCGUGAAGCAGCAGCAUCCGAUGCCGCAGCCUCGGAGGCAGAUCGCCUCUCCGUCGUGACCGACGACAACGAGCAGGACUUCUUCGAUCUGUCCGAUAUGAUGGAGUAUGGCGCUUCAGAAGGCCAUCCCUUGAGCCGCUAUGGCAGCAUGUACGCCCUCGAGGGCCGUCCCCUCGGAGAUGUUUUCGACGUCGGCGAUCUUCUCGGCCCUGGCAUGGAGCACGACGGUCAUGUGAUCCAGAUCGCCGAGACCACCCCGGGCUUCGUCGACCAGAACGAAGAUCUGACAGGCAGCAAGCUCGAAGUCGUUCGCAAGCUCGGCGAAGGAAGCUAUGCCGUCGUCUACCUCGUCAAGGAGGUCAGUGCGGAAGAUGCCGCCGUCCAGGUGGCCCAGAAGACCGUCGCUAUUCCCACCUCGGCCUCGCGAGCAUCUGCGACCGAGGCCAACGGCCGUCAUCCCGACGACGAUGCCGAUCUGACCAUGGUCGCCUCAUCCGAAGAUCUUCUGAGCACCACGCUCAAAGCGAACGGUAAGAACAAGGAGAACGGCUUCCACAACUCUCCGGCCCUUGAAGAAAGAAGGCGCAAGGAUCUUAGAAUCAACACGCGCCUGCGACCGGGCAAGGAGUUUGCGCUCAAGUGCCUCUGCAAGCGCGAUCUGCCUGAAGACAUGCUCGAGGUGCAGCGUCUGGAGGCAACCAUCCACCAGUCCAUCCCUUCGCAUCCGAACAUCGUCACCCUUUAUCGCACCUACGAGACGCCAGAUUGGCUCUUUCUCGUUCUGGAGUAUUGCCCGGGUCAGGAUCUCUACUACUGGCUCGAGCAGGCUCAGGACACGGGGCAGCCAUCUCCGACCGAGGGCGAGACGGAUCGAGACCAGGCCACGGACGACAACUACCAGCGACUGGGCACUUCGCUCGAUGCCACGCCGCCCUCGCCUUCGCUGCUUGCCUCCACAUCGGGGCGUGGACUGCUUUCCAAGCGUCGCAUCCGCUUAAUCUCGCGCAUGUUCCGACAGAUCUGCGACUCUGUCCAAUUCUGCCACGACCGUGGCGUCAGCCAUCGCGACAUCAAGCCCGAGAACUUCAUCGUCGAGGACCGCCGCACGAUCGAGGAGAUGCAGUCGGCGUGCCCUGACACGAGUGCAGGCACCCUAGUGGAAAGCACGCGUGAUGGCGACGAUGCGCAGGUGAUCGUCAAGAUGACCGACUUUGGUCUUGCCACGGCCGAGGAUCGCUGCGACGACUUUGAUUGCGGAAGCAAGCCUUACAUGGCGUUCGAAUGCCACAACAACAUCUCUUCGUCCUACGACCCCAAGCAAGCCGACAUCUGGUCGCUUGGCGUGGUGCUUCUGAACUUGCUGUUCCAUCGCAGUCCGUUCACGGAGCCAUCCAUGAACUGUCCUUCGUUCGCCGCCUACUGCGAGGAUCCGAUUCGUUUCUUGAUGGAAUCGUUCGACGGCCUCACCGAGACAGUCGCCCGUUUCCUAUCCGAGAACGUCUUUUGUUCCGUUACGGACGACGACGAUGUUUCCGAGAAGAGGAUCUCAGCCGGCGAAUUCUCGCGCUGGGCUAUGGGCCUUGUCGAUCAUAUGGGCUUAUCUGGAUCGGGACGCGGCCGCAUCUCCCGCGGUGCAUCGCUCUACUCGACCAUCCCGCUCAUCCAUUCGCGCACCGGCUCCAUGUCGACGCUGCCAUCGUUGCUCAGCUCGCCUCGACCUCGAGCGCGCUCGUUGGCGCGUGAUACCGAUCACAUCCCCGACCUGGACGUGGCAGCUGACGCGACGUUCCGCGCCGCCUUUGGCUCGGCUAGGCAGGGAAGCUUGUCGCCCUAUCCUUCGCUCUUCACCCCGGACGUACUGCCAUCGCCGACCUUUACGCCGUCUCCUCAGCCGCCCGAGCGCAAUCCGUUUGACACGCAGUACGCAGCAGCCUCGAAUGUCACUCGCACUCCGGAAACCAUCUCCGAGUCGCCCGAGCAGCAGCACGACGCGAAUUUGCCGUUCAUGGAGGACUCCACGCAGACCAUGGUGGAAGCGGCCAUUCAAGAAGACGAAUCCACUCGGCCUCACGAUCUUAUAACUGACAAUAUAGAGGCGGAGGCUGCCCUCUCGAUGGUGGACUCGGACUCAAAGCCAGCUUCGACGGCAGCUGAAACGGCCGCUGCUCAGCAUGUAGACGGGCGGGGCGCGGCUGUUGCAUCAGUCGAUGCGAGUCUCGAUCAGAGCCAGGAUGCCGAGAGUGGUCCAGGUGAUGGCGAGGUCGAGGUGGACGCUGCAGAACACGAUGACGCAGCAGAAGCGGGGGCAGAUGCGGAUGCGCCUGCAGCACAAGACGGCGACAAGGCGGAGAGCAUCACGACGUCAAACCACUCGAAGAGGCGCAAGCGCGGUGCUCGCAAGGGACGCACACUCGCCAAACAGCUCAAGCGAUCUCAGUCGGUCGAGGGUAUGGCGGACGUCGAUGCGAACGACCCAGAGGCGAAGGCUCGCGAACGCGAGCGUACGAUUCGCGAGCUGGCAAUGGCAUCCGAGAGCCUCGCACGUCAAAUGAGCAAGAUGGCCAAGCCGAGCGAAGCUGCGGAUGCUGCGAUUUCUCCGCAGAUUGUGCUGUCGAGGCCCACCGCCGAGACGGUGGCGCGCUACAGUCAGCAGAAUUUGGUCGACGGAGCGGCCGAGGGCUCUGCGACGGCACGAAGCGUGCGACCAGGCGAAGAGGCGGGUGUGGCUGGCGCAAGUGCAGCGCCCACCAACUGGUCGUCGGCGGCGGUGCGUCGCGAACGCAUGAGCGAGCAACGCAAGACGGGUGGACCGCUGCUGCAAGAUUCGGGACGUACGCGCGUCAUGUCGUGGCGAGAGCGAAAUCCGUCGGUGGCGACGUUUUCUUCGAUGGCGUCUUCGGUGACGACGGCGUCGAGCCACAGCUCGGUGUCGUCGGCGACGUCGAGCAUCUACUCGACGGCGUCUGCGCCCGCAGCUCUGCCGCGCAAGGACUUUUCUGCGCGCAACCGGACGAGAGGGAGCGGAUUCGGACUGGAUACGAUUUCGGAGCGCGAAAGGGCGGCGCCUUCGAAGAAGGAGGUGGACGCCAAGUAUCUGGCGGGCAUCUUUGGUGGCGGCGACAACUCGAAGGCGGAUGCCAAACGCAAGACGUCGUCGCUGGCGAAAUCGGCCGAGCCCACUCGUACCGAGACGAACGGCACAACGGUCAAAGCCAACGAUGCGGCGAUGUCGAACGAGGCGAGAGCCGCUCGAGGUGGAGAGAGCGGCCGCGUGGGUGCAGACGCCGGUGCUGGGGUCGAUCGCGUGGCAUCGGCCUCACAGCCGACGCAGCUUCGUGCGGGCGAAUCCAAUCUAGGCGCCAACGGCGUGCGAAGUGUCAGCGUGGGAAGCGCCAACUCGACUUCGAGCGCGUCUGGGGUGGCGGCGUCAUUUGUGUCGCGCUUCCGACGACCGAGCUCGUCGUCAUCGGCGAACAAGGCCGCCGGUGCGCUGGAGGGCGGAACGGCACUCGCGGCGACGGCUUCGACCGGCUCGGAGGGCGAGAAGGGGAGCGGCCGAGGCGCGGGUAUGGGCAUGCUGCGUGACGCGUCGACGAGCACGAGCAGCCUGCACACUAGCAGCGAGGCUCGUGGCCAGGCGGCGGGGGCAAGCUCGGCGCAUGGCGGCGGCAAGCCGGGGAUUACGAGCAAGGGUUCUGCCGAUGCGACUUCGGUGGCCGAGGGGGCGGCAGCGCAGGCGCCCAAGAAGCGCGGCAUGGGCAAGUUUCUGCUGGGCAUGCGUGACAGCAUCAAGAACUUCUGA